AUGGAGUGGGGCCAGGCAUCCCCCUCCCCGUCCCCCCCGGGGGAGUCCCGCUCUCCCUCACCUCCCCUCUCCUCCCUCUUCCCAGGGGGGUCCCGCUCCCCUUUCCCCCCCUCCCCGGGGGGGUCCCGCUCCCCGUCUCCAUCCCCGGGCGGGUCCCGCUCCCCAUCGCCCCCGGGGGGAUCCCGCUCCCCCUCGCCCCCCUCCCCGGGCGGGUCGCGGUCCCCGUCGCCCCCGGAGGGGUGGGAGCCGGAGCGGGCGGCGUUCGGGGAGCUGCGGCUGGAGGAGGUGAUCGGGGCCGGGGGCUUCGGCCGCGUGUUCCGGGGCACGUGGCGGGGGCAGGUGGUGGCGGUGAAGGCGGCGCGAGGGGACGCGGGGGCCGCGGGGGCCGCGAGCCUGCGGCGGGAGGCGCGACUGUACGCGCGGCUGCGACACCCCAACGUGGUGGCCCUGCGGGCCGUGUGCCUCGAGCCCCCCCACCUGUGCCUGGUCAUGGAGUUCGCGGCGGGGGGGCCGCUGUCGCGGGCGCUGGCGGGGCGCAGGGUCCCCCCCGCCGUGCUGCUGGACUGGGCGCGCCAGGUGGCCCGGGGGAUGCGGUACCUGCACGCCGGGACCCCCGUGCCCCUCAUCCACCGGGACCUCAAGUCCAGCAAUGUGCUGCUGGCACAGCCGGUUGUGGGGGACGACGUGAGCGGGAAGACGCUGAAAAUCACCGACUUCGGCCUCGCCCGCGAGUGGCAGCGAACGACCAAGAUGAGCGCGGCCGGAACCUACGCCUGGAUGGCCCCCGAAGUCAUCCGGGCAUCCACCUUCUCCAAGGGCAGUGAUGUCUGGAGUUACGGGGUGCUGCUGUGGGAGCUGCUGACGGGGGAGGUGCCAUACCGGGGAAUCGACGGCCUGGCGGUGGCCUAUGGGGUGGCUGUGAACAAACUGACCUUGCCCAUCCCCUCCACCUGCCCCCCACCCUUCGCCCAGCUCAUGGCAGCCUGCUGGGAGCAGGACCCCCACCGGCGGCCGGGCUUCGGGGCAAUCCUGCGGCGCCUGGGGGGGCUGGAGCCAGCGGGGCUGGGGCCCCCCGAGUCCUUCCACUCCCUGCAGGAGUCCUGGCGCCGUGAGAUCCAGGGGCUCUUCGACGAGCUGCGGGCGCGCGAGAAGGAGCUGCGGAGCCGGGAGGAGGCUGUGGCCAGGGCGUCCCGGGCCCAACGCUCCCAGGCUGAGGCGCUGCGGCAGCGCGAGGCUGCCGUGGCCCGGCGGGAGCUGGAGGUGCUGGAGCGGGAGCUGAGCCUGAUGCUCCGGGGGCCUCCCCGGCCGCCCUCAGCCCCCAAGCGACGACGACCCCCCUUCCGGCGGCCGCGGCGGCCCGCAGACCUCAUUGGCAUGCCCCAGGACUUCAAGCAUCGCCUGACGGUCCAGGCUGCGCCAGGAGGGGACCCCCGAAGCCAUGACCCUGAGGAUGGGCCGGGGGGGUCCCCCCCUUUCCCCCGCCUGCGUGCCAUCCAGCUGGAACCCGAGGAGGAGGAGGAGCUGCCGCGGGGGCGCGGGGGCAAGAGCAAUGCCCCUAAUGGCAGGCGGCGGCUGCGCCCGGACGAGACCACCUGGUACCUGGACACAGAUGAGCUGAGCCCGGGGGAUGCAUCCCCCAAUGGUGAGGCCGGGCCCCCUGAAGCUGAGGAGGGCCGGGGGUCUCGGGGGGGGACCCCGCGGCUGCUGCGGCGGGCGCUGCUGAGGGGUUCGGCCCUGCUGGCGUCCCUGGGGCUGGGCCGUGACCUGGCCCCCCCCCGAGCCCCCACGCAG
Corapipo altera (White-ruffed manakin) is the source of this 1791-nucleotide messenger RNA. RefSeq names its product mitogen-activated protein kinase kinase kinase 11-like. Gene Ontology annotation, molecular function: JUN kinase kinase kinase activity; ATP binding. NCBI's taxonomy places the organism in Eukaryota, Metazoa, Chordata, Aves, Passeriformes, Pipridae. The annotation marks the transcript as partial. Gene Ontology annotation, cellular component: centrosome. The transcript has 9 exons. Gene Ontology annotation, biological process: protein phosphorylation; microtubule-based process; positive regulation of apoptotic process. The record is from RefSeq and is a predicted model, not a curated record.